Carassius auratus (goldfish) is the source of this 1748-nucleotide messenger RNA. Its product is annotated as coxsackievirus and adenovirus receptor homolog. NCBI's taxonomy places the organism in Eukaryota, Metazoa, Chordata, Actinopteri, Cypriniformes, Cyprinidae. The transcript is spliced from 8 exons. The record is from RefSeq and is a predicted model, not a curated record. Bases 166 to 1266 code for a protein of 366 amino acids.
CGGAGCCUUAGAGGAAACACCUGUUUACCUGCUUCAGGUGAGAGUGAGAGUUGGAUAGAGGAACUAGCAAAGAAAACACCUCAUAGCACCGCUGAGUUUGUUGGAUUACGCUACAUUUGGUUGUUCCAUUAAAAGGUUUUCUGUGAGAGAAGCUGACAUUUGGCGAUGAGCAAGUUCUGCUUUAACUCCCCCUUACCUUUGGCUGCAUUAUACAUCACUGCAGUAUGUCUGAAUCAUGCAGCUUUGGCCGUACAGGUGACAUCGACAGGACCACAGACCCUCAAGAAAGCCCAGGGGGAGAGUGUUACUCUGGGCUGCACAUACACCUUGGAUGCUGCGGAUACUGGAGACCUGGACAUUGAGUGGACACGCGUCAGUCAAGACAUGACCCAGAAAGAUGAGCUGAUCUUAUCCUACACUGGAGGGAAACAGUUCCAGCUAGGAAGCCCAGACCUGAUGAGUCGCUUUAAGUUUGUUGGCGACCCGAGCCGCAGCGACGCAUCGGUCAACCUUACCAGCGUCAAGGUCUUGGACACAGCCACGUACCAGUGCAAAGUGAAGAAGACACCCGGCAUCGAUUCGAGGAAAGUCACUUUAGUAGUGCUGGUACGACCUUCGCCCCCCAAAUGCUGGGUGGAAGGUAGCGAGGAGAAGGGUGGAACCGUUUCCCUCCGCUGCAAGUCUUCCCAGGGUUCAUCUCCUCUAAAAUAUACAUGGACGAAAGAAAGCGGAAACCUGCCACCAACCGCAACACAGAGUCCCCAGACCGGAGAGCUGCUGAUCAGAAACCACAGUGAAAGCUACACAGGGAGGUACCUUUGUGAGGUCAGCAAUGAAGUAGGCACUGAACGAUGCACAUACGCCCUUCAAGCAUAUAACCCAACGAAUAAAGCGGGAGUGAUUGCUGGAGCUGUGAUUGGUGCACUGCUGUUGCUGCUCCUCCUCCUUUUGCUAAUCUGGCUCCUGAUUUGCUGUUGCAACAAGCGACGCUAUGAAAAAGAGAUUGCCAAUGAGAUCAGGGAGGACUCUGCAGCUCCAGAGAGUCGCCCAGGCAGCCGUAACUCCAGCUUCCGUUCUAUACUAAAUUAUCGUGUCCAUUCGGGGAUCCAUUACAGCUCUGUGGGCAAAGCCGAUGUCUCACGGGUCGGAUCGGGCCGCAGCAGCACCCACACAGAACGCGGCAGAGUCCAAAGAGAUGCCAGCGUGCUUGCAUCUGAUCACAGGCCUCCGCUCAGUUAUGACAGCAAAUAUGGAUACCCCGUAUAACCACUGACAUCCUGCCAGGGGACACAGCACUGAAAAGAUUAGACUCACUCAAAAGAUGCAAUACUGUGCAAGACCGUGGCAAGAUUGGAGCACAUUAAAACUGCACAGAAGUACAUUCUCACAUGUGCAUUUCCCUGUUGUUCAGGAUAGAGAUCUUCUAAUAUAUAUGUGUAUUUGUGUUGAUGAAUUUUUGUAUGAUUGUUUUAUAAGCAUUUAGAUCAAAUGUGGUCAUGGUAAUAAUUUGAAUAUAUUAAACUAACAAACCUUUUAACUUGUAUAUACUGUAACAAUAAAUUCAGUCUUUUAAGAUUGAAAGUAAAAGAUUUAGAAAGUCAUCUGAGUGGUUAUGUUUUUAUAUAAUCACCCUUGUAAACAUCAGAUUAUAUUAUGUAAAGCAUUAUAUAGAAAUAACGAUUGAUUGAAUUGAAUACAUUUUUAACAAAUGUUCAAAAUUUGAUUAUUUAAAUAAAUUUAAAAAUGAA